Helianthus annuus (common sunflower) is the source of this 1814-nucleotide messenger RNA. Its product is annotated as ACT domain-containing protein ACR4. Bases 393 to 890 code for a protein of 165 amino acids. Lineage: Eukaryota; Viridiplantae; Streptophyta; Magnoliopsida; Asterales; Asteraceae. The transcript has 10 exons. The record is from RefSeq and is a predicted model, not a curated record.
GUAUUUUUCUGGAUAUUACUUUCAGAUGCUUGAAAGAUCGACCUUGGAAAAGGCCUACUUUGGCAGAAGUGGUGUGGAGGCUUGAAAGUGCUUUGACAAAACAAUAUACCACCUAUUCGUCUUCUUCCUCCGUGGAUGAUGAUAUCUUUAAACACUUUAAUCAAGUGGCCUAUUCAAGCAAUUCUGCAAGCUCAGAUGUAGACCCAUCCAGGUAUACAGUUGAGACGGGGUCAACCAAAAGUGAUACCAUCAAACAGGAUACUGGCUCAAAGUCGAAGAGCGGCACAAUUAUUAGUAGACAUAAUGAGCUGAAAUCAUCUUCUGGAAACAAUGCUUUAGAAGUACCUGCAGACCUGCAAAGACCUCAGGUCAAACCUAAUGCCUCCAUUCCUAUGUCUGAUGACAAGGAUGAUGAAUAUGAGAAAAUGUGUAAGAGAGCGAACCCACUCAGUGUUGAUGUCGAUAAUGUAUCUUGCGAGAAUGCUACGGUCAUACAGGUUAUUGAUAGUAACCCUAACACUAACAGACAAGAAGUACUACUAGAAGCUGUCCAGAUUUUGACUGAUAAUGAUUUUAUCUUUACUAGAGUUACAUUUGCUUCAGAUGGAUUGUGGUCCAUGAAUGUUUUCUAUGUUACUGAUCUGGAAGGGAACAAAGUAGAAGAUGAAAAACGUUUGGAUCACAUUCAGAAGGUUCUUGGCUCUGGUACUAGCCUUACCAACUCAACAAAGUCUGAUGGGUGGCCGGUAAUCGAGUUAAUAGGAAGUGAUAGACCUGGACUAAUUACAGACAUGUGCACUGUUUUAUUAGAAUUAAGGUGUAAAUGUUGUGAAUGCCAGCAUAUGGGCUCACAACACAAGGGCUGCAUUUAUAAUUCUAUUAACCGAUGAAGAAUCAGGGGCAGCUAUUACCGACCCCACCACCAGACUCAGUAAUAUAAAAGAAAGGCUUUGCAAUGUGCUUACAGUAACUAGUAGCGAUGAUAAAAGAGCCAAUAUUGUGAUCACUAAUGGUGUUAUCCACACUGAACGCCGGAUGCAUCAGAUGAUGUUUGCAGAUAGUGACUACGGGAGAGGUAGCAGUUAUUUAGACAAAUCACAAAUGACUGAUGUGAAUGUUGAAAAUUGAUAUGACAAAGAUUGUUCAGUGGUAACCAUUCAAUGCCCGGAUACGCCUAGACUGCUGUUUGACAUCAUUUGCACUUUAACAGACAUGGGUUACGUUGUUCGUCAUGGGCAUGCAAAGGCUGAAAGUACAGAAGCUUUCCAGAUGGUUCAGUUGUGAUGUCAGACAUGGAGAGGCAAAGAUUGAUACAAUGUAUUAAAGCAGCCAUUGAAAGAAGAGUAUCCGAGGGUCCAAAGAUCGAGGUAUGCACAACGUACAGAAUCGGGCUUUUAGCUGACAUCACUCGUAUUUUUUGUGAGAAUAACCUUAGGGUAACAAGAGCUCAGCUGAGGUGGAAACACAAGGUGACAACACUGUAAAUACAUUCCAUGUUCGUGAUGCCUCGGGGUAUCCGAUAGACUCCAAGAUUGUUCAUUCUAUUAGAAAAGAAAUAGAACAGACAAUUCUUAAAGUGGAAGACAGCCCUAAAUAAUAUCCCUGCUCAUACCUCAAAAUUUAGACUUGAAUGAAACCUACUCAUGUUUACAUUACAGUCUCGUUUUCUGUUUACUUUUUCUUCCUUGCAAUUUUGAAGUGAGAAGCCAUAUAUGCAACUUUACUUAAGAAACAUCUGUGGUUUGGAAAAGACAGUUUUAGGUGUAAUGAAUUUAUUACUUUUACCAUUUUAUAAGUUUCAACUAUUUUAGACA